Molecule: messenger RNA, 880 nt
Organism: Agrilus planipennis (emerald ash borer)
Lineage: Eukaryota; Metazoa; Arthropoda; Insecta; Coleoptera; Buprestidae
Exons: 3
Coding region: 179-640 (153 amino acids)
Source: RefSeq, a predicted model, not a curated record
UUGUUUUUAUUUAUUUUUACCUAUUACACAGGUAGGCCUAUGUGUAUUGGUUGAACAUUCGUGUAAUUCAAUAACAUUGUAUAGUGUAAACACCUGUUAAUAAUAAAAUGUGUGGCGAUAUAUAAAGGAAUCACCAAUUGCUGACCGAAAGUACCUUGACAAUUUUAUUAAACUGAAGAUGUUGUGCCUUAUCUGUGGUAGCAGAGUUUCUAGAGCCAAAGCCACGGCAGUCACGGGUCCUCCUGAGGAUUCCUCAUUGCUGUAUUACCUGCAAAUGUGCAUGAUCGUUGAUGCAUUCCCAAAAGAGUCUAUAUCUUACGUAUGCUCUAAUUGUAUUGGGGAGAUCUACCAAUGUUCUGAAACUUUGAAUAAAAUAUCUCUUACAAGACAUUUGAAUAAAAAAGACAAGACGGCAAACAGAAGCCUGUCGAAAUGCUUUCUUUGUGGCGUAACAGAUAAAAUUCGUACAGUACGUCUGUCGGAAAUUGACUCGAAACGUAUCAUAGUCAAUAAACUACUUGGUUAUUCUCAGUCGACUUUUCCUUUUAUUUUUUCGUGCGACAUUUGUUACAAGGUGUUGAAUGACUUACAUCACAUCCAUGAAAACAUAUUCAAAACCUCUAUGAAAGUCGCCGAUUAAAUGUUUAAUGAAGCAAUAGUAGACAUGUUAUAUAAAAUAUAUACCCAUUGUAUUAAUACGUCUAUGUAUAAUCGUUUAGUCCAAAAUAAAAAUCGUUAGAAACGUUUUGGAUGUUUUUUAAAAUUAAAAUAAAAAGCAAUUUGUAUUUCCUAACCAUUAUUAAUUAAGAAAUAUUUACCGAAAGGAAAGCUUCCAAGAGGGCAAGUUAAGUUAUAAAUCAUAUGGGGUAUUGGACUUAAA